Molecule: messenger RNA, 1895 nt
Organism: Echinops telfairi (small Madagascar hedgehog)
Lineage: Eukaryota; Metazoa; Chordata; Mammalia; Afrosoricida; Tenrecidae
Gene: FTCDNL1
Product: formiminotransferase cyclodeaminase N-terminal like
Exons: 6
Coding region: 35-1021 (328 amino acids)
Molecular function (GO): folic acid binding; transferase activity
Source: RefSeq, a predicted model, not a curated record
UGCCGGGCGGAGAGCGCGCCCAGAAGAAAUCGCCAUGCCUCCAUCCAGACUGGGUCUCCGUUUGGCUGCUUGUUUACUAAACAUUUCAGAAGCCAGAAGGAAAUAUGUUGUUGAGAACAUAGCAAAAGCAGCCCUUCUUGAAGAAAAUGGGCAGAACCAUCCUGAAGUAUCAGUGCUCAACAUAUUUUCAGAUCAAGAUUAUAACAGAUCAGUCAUUACCAUAGCAGCAUCUAUUGAUAUAUUGGGAAGUUCUGUUCUUGCUGCCUGUGGGGAAGCCUUCCGGUCUAUCAACAUGGGGGCCCAAGAUGGGAUCCAUCCUUGCCUCGGAGCAGUGGACCUGAUUCCAAUUUACCCUCUCUCUGGGAUCGGAGUGGAAGAGUGUGGCUCUGUGGCCAGAAGCAUUGCAGAGAACUUGGUCCUCCGUGUUCCUGGCUGCAGUGUGUUUCUGUUCGGGGAAGCUGACCUGCCUAAGAAGCGCAGCCUUGUCCAGAGAAGGAAGCAGCUGGGAUGGUUCACCAGGAGGGACUUCAGUGCUCUGAAACCUGACUUAGGUGCAGCACCUGCGAGGAGAUGUGGUCUAACAGGUGUUGGCGCCAGCCCUUACGUGAUGAACUGCAACGUCACCAUUGACUCUCGGGACUUGACUGCAGGAAAAGAGAUUGCGAGUGGCAUUCGAGGCUCAAGUGCAAACGGGUUGAAGGGCGUUCAAGCAAUGGCUUUUCCCCAUGAUGGGAACAUUGAAAUUGCUUGCAACGUAGAGAGUUUUGAAGACCAAGAAGCUGGAGAAACGACAGAAGACUUUCAGUACCUGGCUUACCAUGUCCUUGGGAACCGUUUUUCGUAUAUGUCUCCUCCUUAUAUAGAAGCGCAGAUUAAAAAGUUGGCAAGUGACUGGGGAAUUGCUACCAUUGGUGGAGCGUUAGUUGGAUUUACCCCCCAAGAGUGCAAGAGCUGUGCCGAAUAUGCCAUAAAAGGAGGCAUUGGGGAAUUCUGGAAGAAACGGGGAGGUGUGUUCAUGUAAUCCAACCUAAGGCUUCAUUGAAAUUUUAAAGAAAACUAUCAGUCAUUACAAAAUUUUAUUUCAGUGCAAUGAAGCAGAGGGGCAGAUACAAAGAUCUUGGUUGUGGUUGUUGACUGGAAAAUUGGAAACAUUUUCUGGUUAACAGCAAGUACUUAUAGAUUAUCCAAAUGGUCUCUGAUCUUUCUAGUCGUCGCUAAAUCUGUGCACACCUGCUGUGUAUCAGGUGCUGGUAACUUGCAUGUAUUAGAAGACCUCCAGAAUCCGUUGGGUAAAAUAGCUUUCAAUUAUUGUGACUAUAACUAAAAGUGGAUUUGAUUUAUUUGGUUUUAAGGGCUCACUAGUCCCAAAUUCUGUAUCAACUCUUUUUUUUUCCUUUGCAUACUCUUUCUUUUAAAUUGUGAAUUAUUGAAAAUCAAGUACCAAGUGAUUUCGAGGUGGAGAAAAAGAUCAAAUAACCCCCCCCCCCCAUUUCAAGCACACUUGGCCUUUCUUGCUUUGCCAGUUUUAGGAUGGCCUACUGUUCAUUCUGGCGAUAGCGCCCAAAGCCAGAUUUGUCCCAUUUGUCUAAGUUCAUACUGAGAACUAGAAUGGUGGCUUGGGGCAUAAUUCCAGCACCUUAUGUUUAUGCUUUUUGAACAUAAGUGGGAAAUGUGAAUGCGGAGGGAAUCUCUUAUUUUUGAGCAGAGAGAGGAGAGGUACCUAUCACCCCUCUGGGAGGCAUUUUAUUGGGGUGAGGGAAAAAUGUGUAGCCUCUUUGUCAAUUUAAAGAAGGUUCUUAAUAAUGCCGGUGGUGGUGUGUACACUCUUAGUAUUCGUAUUGCUUUAGUACAUGGUGCUUUCUAUCCAUAAAGCAAGGAAAAUGCCUUCUCCCAUA